CAUCCGGCCGGUUUGAACGAGUUUCACUCUGCAGCACAUAUAGACCUGCAGUCACUGAAGUCAUUUCAGAGCCAGGAUAUGUGAGCUAAUGCCCUCCCCCUCCACCAUCACUAUCUCCAUCUCUCUGAUAUGCAGAGGGACAGAGAGUAGGGUUUGGUGUCAGAAGAGGGAGGAGCUUUCAACAGAGGAAGAAAGAAGACUUCAGAAACACCCAGCUGUCUGACUGGUGAUGGUUUAGUAGGACUGAGAGUAGCUGACAGAGAAGCUGUUGUGGACCUGGGCAUGUUGAUGCACCAGGUGGUAGUAUGGUAACUGUGAUAGUAAAGUAACUUUAACAGUAUAGUAACUAUGGUAGUAAAGUAACUUUAACAGUACAGUAACUGAGGAGUAACUGUCCAGAAUGAAGAUAUUCCAUGUUGUCUCCUGCUGCCUCCUUUCAGCUCUCUGUGUUGUGGAGUCAGUCAUCACUAAGGCGACUGGAGUUGUUGGGGGACAGGUCACAAUUCAGUGCUCAUAUGCAGAUAAACGGUUUGGAAAAAGCAAUGGCAAGUACUUCUGUAGCAAGAAAUGUGACAGUUACAAUGACAUUCUGGUUCAAACUCAGAAGAACAAGAACUAUAUUGAGAAAGGAAGAUACACCAUACAUGACAAAAGAAAUGGAGACUUCACUGUUACCAUCAAGAACCUGGUGAAGUCAGACUCUGGGACCUACUGGUGUGGAGUCGACAGAUCUAUAAAAGAUUCAUACCAAGAGGUGGAUCUCACAGUCACAGAUGCUCCUCCUAAACCAUCAACUGUCACCUCCAAACCUCAUGUCACCACAACAUUCAUUCCAUCAGGAGACAUCAGUGUUGGUCCUUCACAGACAGCAGGUACCUCAGUGGUGAUCAUUGUGUGUGUUAGUCUGGCUGUGUUGGUGUUUGCUGUCAUCCCCCUCAUAUUCUACAGGUGCUGGCACAGCAACAAGGCUCUAGGGGCAAUCUCUAACAGGCCUGAUGCAGGAAGCACUGGAGAGGAGGAUGAAGAAAGUAGAUAUUCUACCCAGAAUGCAGUGGACCCUCGGCCCGUGUCCAAAGCUGACCCAGCAUGCAUUGCUCAUGACCCCGCCCUCUACCAAUCAGCCUAUCAGGCGCUGGAACACAAAGCAUUGGAUAUCUACCGGAGUCUCGACGAUGUCACUGCUACUGACUCUGAAUAGACUCUGUAGAACUAAUUAAAGUCUAUUAUGUAAUUAAGUUCUAAUAUGUAAUUCUAUGGUCUGUAGUCUGAAGAGAAGAGGUUGUCUGAUCGUCUGGUUGUGACACAGCGUUGUUGUUACCAGAGCUGGGGACCAAUUCAAUUCAAUUGAUUUCCAUUUCAAUACAGACAAUGAAUCACAAGUCAUCAUUGAUUUACCAUCAUUUUCCAUGUGGACUUUUCAAUCAAUGAAUGGAAUUUCACUUCACUUCCUGAAUUGACGGAGUUGAAACAUAUAGUUCAUUAUAAUAACUUGUUGGGUUCUAACUUGCGUGAUUAUAGACUAUAAGAGGUUAAGGACCAUAAGCCUUGGAGGUGCAAAUAUACAAUCAACUGUGUUAAUCAUGUUUGUUUUCUAAGUCAUUUCCAAGUUGAUAUAUUUUAGUAUGGAGUUACUGUUAAAAAUGAGGGACUGUUGGGCUGCUUGAAAUAACAUGAAAUGUCCUCAUUAAUGUUUAUUAGAACUGGGUGUAUAGAAAAACUGAGAGUGAAAGGGGAGUGCAGAAAGAUUACAUUCUGUCACAACAUGUGAUAAAAUAAUUGAUAUGUUUAAGGUUUUGACUAAAUGAUUCCACCCUGAAAAUGUAUAACUUAGUGAUUAUAAUACUAAUUCUAUAACUGUGUGUGCAUAGGACAAGCUAAGACUUUACUAUUUAGCAAUAUAAGUGAGACAUCCAAGGAAAAGGAGAACUGUUAACAGACAGCAGACAACUUGUGACCACUGUGAAACUGAUAACAGGAAGAAGGUCUCCCCACCCAGGGAGGGGAGAAACCUUUAGGCUUACAGUAGAUUAUGUAACAUGGGGCAGGAUAUGAUAAGCAAUGUAUGUGAUGGAGAAGACUUGUAAAUAAGCAUUGACAGUGUUAAAAAAGAGGAGGGGCAUUUGUAAGGGGUAUGACAUAUGGUAUGACCAAAUGUUAGGUAUAAAAGGCUGUGUACAUUGUAUGAUAUUCAGAGCUCUCGUGAAUAAACUUGGUUGACUAUU
Molecule: messenger RNA, 2222 nt
Organism: Salmo salar (Atlantic salmon)
Lineage: Eukaryota; Metazoa; Chordata; Actinopteri; Salmoniformes; Salmonidae
Source: RefSeq, a predicted model, not a curated record